UGUACAAUCGGUGGCAAGAUAAGCGUCGGGACGACUCGCGGAAGUGUUCGCUUGUUUUUUGCUUCGUUAUUCAUACACGUUGGUGUGAGGACUUGUGACGGUUAAUUGAAAGUGGCGUUAUGCUAGUUCCUUUUUUUAUAGACUGGUGUAGGUGAGAAAAGUGAUUCAUGCAUGUGAUAACGAAGUGACGAUGAAACGACAUUUAAUGGACGUGAUAUGAAUUAUCUGGUUGUGUCAGCGACUACCAUAUGCAGUAACCUGACGGCGGUGGCAAACCAGACAGACGGUCCCGGUGAUGGCGGCGGAAGCGGAGGAGGAGGUGGAGGCGGUGGCACAGGACAUGACGAUGGCGACGAUGACGACGUCGACGCGUUAUCGCCUCUGUCGAUGUCGUGUCUUGGUGUUUUUCUAUCGAUUGUGAUAUUUCUCUCCGUAGCCGGUAAUAUUCUAGUGUGUAUAGCAAUCUACACCGAGCGGAGUCUGCGGCGGAUUGGGAAUCUCUUCCUGGCGUCGCUUGCCAUCGCCGAUCUGUUCGUGGCAUCGUUGGUGAUGACGUUCGCCGGUGUCAACGAUUUACUGGGCUACUGGAUAUUCGGGGCCCAGUUCUGCGACACCUGGGUGGCGUUCGAUGUCAUGUGUUCAACCGCUUCCAUCCUGAAUCUGUGCGCCAUCUCGCUGGACCGGUACAUCCACAUCAAGGAUCCGCUCAGAUAUGGCCGCUGGGUAACACGCCGGGUUGCCAUCGGGACGAUCGUCGUCAUCUGGCUGCUGGCGGCCCUGGUCUCGUUUGUGCCGAUCUCGCUGGACCUGCACCGGGACAAGCGGGACGAAACGGACACCUCGCUCAUCAUUAACGGCGUCAAGUACGAAACGUGCGCCCUGGACCUGACGCCCACCUAUGCCGUCGUUUCUAGUUGUAUAAGUUUCUACGUACCUUGUAUAGUUAUGAUCGGGAUCUACUGCAGACUCUACUGCUACGCCCAGAAGCACGUCAAAUCGAUACGAGCGGUGACGAGGCCGGGUGAAAUCAGCGAGAAGCGCUACCGCAGCAUACGGAGGCCCAAACCGAGCAAAAACAAGCUGAAAUUGCGGCAGCUGGCCCAUCACGCCUCUUCGCCGUACCACGUGUCGGACCACAAGGCGGCCAUCACCGUCGGAGUGAUCAUGGGAGUGUUUCUCGUCUGCUGGGUGCCGUUCUUCUGUGUAAAUAUCAUCGCCGCGUUCUGCAAGACCUGUAUCGGGCCGCAGACGUUCAAGGUGCUGUCCUGGCUGGGCUACUCUAACUCGGCCUUCAAUCCGAUUAUCUACUCGAUCUUCAAUACCGAGUUCCGGGAGGCGUUCAAGCGGAUCCUGACGACGAGGAGCUCGUGGUGCUGUGCGCAGGAGAUGGGCAACAUUUAUCCGCGGCACAGCGACCGCUACGUGACGGACUACGCGGCCAAAAAUGUGGUCAUGAACUCCGGGCGAUCGUCCGCCGAUCUCGAACAGGAUGAACAAGAAGACCAAGAGUACUUUUCCAUCUUCUGACGGACUGAAGGCAAGGAUUGGAAUUAUAAUACUAUUUAUUGAUUUAGUUAGUGAUGUACACUACGAAAAAUUAAGAAAAAAAAAGUUAUUUAUAUAAUAUUGAUUUACGAUAGGUUAUAAGAAUGAUGCUCUGGUAUUUAAAUCCCACCGAAUAUAAUUUACUGGAGUUUUACCCGUUAGUUUCCAAUUAAAAGAAUAUGAAGUUAUAUUAAAAAGACAGUUACAAUAUGACUAGCAGUUUAGUAAAGACUUUAUAAAAUUAUAUUUUUUUUAUAUUCACGAAAAAAGUAAGAAAUGAUAUGGAAUUUCUGUAAUCAUAAGGAAAAAGGUGUAUGCAAGGGUAAGUAACUUCUUCAAUAAAUAUAUUUCUAUAAAUUCCUUAAUAAUACCA
Messenger RNA from Aedes aegypti (yellow fever mosquito), 1918 nucleotides. RefSeq names its product dopamine receptor 1 (gene Dop1R1). Bases 217 to 1527 code for a protein of 436 amino acids. The record is from RefSeq and is a predicted model, not a curated record. Gene Ontology annotation, cellular component: membrane. Gene Ontology annotation, molecular function: G protein-coupled receptor activity. Lineage: Eukaryota; Metazoa; Arthropoda; Insecta; Diptera; Culicidae. Gene Ontology annotation, biological process: adenylate cyclase-activating adrenergic receptor signaling pathway. The transcript is spliced from 7 exons.